AUGUCACAAAAAUUUUAUUCUUAAAUACUUGCUUGGUGUUUAUCCGAAAUCCGAAUGGAACUAAGUCAUCUGAAUUAUUAAAUUUCUUUUGGUAACAGUCGAUCUUUAAAUACAAGAUGCCGUUAACCGCUGACGUCGCAGCACAGCAAGUUCAAGAACGAUUAAGAUCUCUGCAUAGAUUGAUAUAUGACAUAGAAGCAGAGAGAAGUUGUAAUGAGCAAUGUAUUGAUUCAAUAUUGAGAGCUGAGAAAGCUGUGGAAUCCUCUUCAUCUGCUGAAGAUUCUUCUAGUUCUUCUCAACAGCAAAUGCAGCUAAAGAGUUUAUAUAAAGCCGGACUUACGGCUGCCGAACAAGAAGAGAGAGUUCUCCGUGCAGCUCUAUCACGAAUUUAUGAAAUACGCGCAAUAAAAAAUGAAAGACGUAUUCAAGCUCGUCAUGCUGGUAACAAGGAGACAAUAGGCUGUGGAGCUCUAAUGAAGAUGCUGCUGAGCGCGGCGCAGACGCUGCCGUUGCACGUUGGCCGUGUGGGUGAGCGCGCUCCGCCGUUGUGUGGCGCCGUACCCGCCGACGCCGGACAUAUUGCGCGCGCUGGGGACGCUGUCGCCGCACUUGUCAGGGUCUCCGAGAAAGAGGAGAACUGGAUUCUUGCUGAGGUAGUGAGCUGGCUGCCGGCGCAGGGGAAGUACGAAGUGGACGACAUCGAUGAAGAGCAGAAGAACCGGCAUGUGUUGAGCAAGCGGCGCGUGGUGGCGCUGCCGCUAAUGCGGGCCGACCCGCGAACGGACGAGCAUGCGCUAUUCCCCAAGGGCGCUGUGGUCAUGGCGCUGUACCCGCAGACCACGUGCUUCUACCGCGCCGUCGUCAACCGUCUGCCCGCCUGCGCCGCCGACCCCUACGAAGUCUUGUUCGAGGACUCCUCUUAUGCGGACGGAUAUUCUCCGGCAGAACGUGUCGCUCAACGAUACGUUAUUGCUAUCAAAGAAGGAAAGGGUCGCGGCACCUGACACUCGCGCUCGGCCCCGCCCUCUGCGCGCUCGUCGCCGCUGUCCACGGACUCGCUGCACUGAACUCUUGUCGACCGCGAUUGAAGGCGUUGCGCGUUGCGUAUAAAUAUUAUAGACUAUUGGUUCCAAUUAAGUGUAAAUUUACGCUAUGAUGGACUGAAUUAUUCUUAUAUAAUUAUAAAUGUUGGUGUAGCAUUCAUUUGACUUGACUAUUAAAUAUGAUAAGUUAUUUAAAUAUCAUUUUAAUAUUUGUAAUAAGUGUCAUUGAUGUACUGACUCUACCGCCGAGUUGGGCCAUUAAAAUAAUUUGUUGUGCACCUGUUUUUGCGCACACACUUGUGCACUUAGUUAGUCUCAGAAGAAUUUCCUCCUUGACCGUAAUCUGCCAGAACAUCAUUAUCAUCAUAAAAAAAAAAAUGUAAUAUUGUCGGUAGUUUUUUAAUUCAUAGAAUUAAUGUUUGCGCAUAUAUAAUAAUUAUUGUUUAAUUUGCAAAUAGGUACAUCAGUUAUAUUUAGAAAGUUUAUAAAUCAAUAUUUAUCCUGACUUUAAAUAUGAUGAACUAUAUACUUAGAAAACAUCUUGAAAUUACUGUAUUUUUAUUUCGAACUAUUCAAUUAUAUAUUUAUAUAUAAAAAAAAUACUGUGCUUAUAUAAAACAUGUAAAAAUACUUUUUUUAGUAAAUUUAUAAUCUUUUAGAUUGUAGGUUAAAAGUUGCCCGAAGUAAUCCAAUGACCUUUAUUGUAGUCUAAUAUACGAAUAUUAUAAUGUAAAAGUUUAAAUGUUUAUUUCAC
Vanessa tameamea is the source of this 1797-nucleotide messenger RNA. RefSeq names its product SAGA-associated factor 29 (gene Sgf29). The record is from RefSeq and is a predicted model, not a curated record. The coding region runs from base 117 to 1004 and encodes 295 amino acids. Lineage: Eukaryota; Metazoa; Arthropoda; Insecta; Lepidoptera; Nymphalidae. Gene Ontology annotation, cellular component: SAGA complex. The transcript is spliced from 7 exons.